AUGAUUUAGUAGUAAGGUUAACCAGAGGAAGUGCAAAAGCAAGACAAAAAGGAUGACGGAAGAAAUGCUUCUUCUCAUAGGGAGGAAGGCAGAAAAGGAUAAUCAAAGAGACGUGAUUCUUCGAAUGAGUCAUACUCAAAUUAAUCAUCCUCUUUUGAGAAUAAGAUUGGAAAACGCUACUAUCCCCACAGCGAAUUUAAGAUCCACUUCUAUGUACGUCAUGUACACAUGAAUGGGAUGAGUACUAAUGAAUUUUUGAGUUUCAUUAAGAGAAAAGGUAAUGUAUGGUAAUAUUUAGUGAACUUGGCUGGAUCGUGUGAUAUAGUCCAAAUAUUCAAUACUCAGGGUUCCUAUUGCGAUGUUGCAAUUGGAAUGAGCAAUGACGAUAAUGCGAAAAUUAGUAUACAUUGGCAAGAAGCACUUCAAUUUCGGAAGGAAUGGUAUGAUGAAAUCAACUUAUGA
Paramecium tetraurelia is the source of this 462-nucleotide messenger RNA. RefSeq lists its product as uncharacterized. Lineage: Eukaryota; Ciliophora; Oligohymenophorea; Peniculida; Parameciidae. The record is from RefSeq and is a predicted model, not a curated record. The transcript has a single exon.